Eptesicus fuscus (big brown bat) is the source of this 3546-nucleotide messenger RNA. It is a transcript of the gene CBARP, whose product is annotated as CACN subunit beta associated regulatory protein. The coding region runs from base 44 to 2245 and encodes 733 amino acids. Gene Ontology annotation, cellular component: plasma membrane; secretory granule. Gene Ontology annotation, molecular function: transmembrane transporter binding. The record is from RefSeq and is a predicted model, not a curated record. The transcript has 10 exons. Gene Ontology annotation, biological process: negative regulation of voltage-gated calcium channel activity; negative regulation of calcium ion-dependent exocytosis. NCBI's taxonomy places the organism in Eukaryota, Metazoa, Chordata, Mammalia, Chiroptera, Vespertilionidae.
AUGGGCCGUGCGCCCCGAGACUGAGGGUCCUUCUCACCUCAAAAUGCAGCCCACAGCCACCAUGGCCAUGACUGCUACCACCGCCACCACGGCCGCCCUGACCACGGCGUGGGACAACACCACAGGCCGCCCCACUGCGGAGCCUGACCCCAUCUUGGACAACUAUAUGCUGGUGGUGGUGGUGAUGUCGCUCUUUGUUGGGGGAACCCUCGUGGUGCUGUCUGGUGUGCUGCUCCUGUGCAGGCGCUGCUGGGAAGUCCACCAGGGCUUCAACAGAGCCACGGAGGAGGCAGAGAAGACAACCACCACCUACCUGGACACCAGCACCCACCCAGUCCAAGACCCCGAAUUGAGGGGGGAGGACCUCGAGGGCCUGGAUGCAGAGACCGAGCGCUUCCUGUCCACCAGCUCUACCGGCCGCCGUGUGUCCUUCAACGAGGCAGCCCUGUUUGAGCAGAGCCGCAAGGCGCAGGACAAGGGCCGAAGGUAUACCCUGACAGAAGGGGACUUCCACCACCUGAAGAAUGCUCGCCUCACCCACCUGCACCUGCCGCCCCUCAAGAUCGUCACCAUCCACGAGUGUGACUCCAGCGAAGCCAGUGCAGCUGCCAUGCCUCACCCCUCGGUACCUCCCAAGGCCAGCCUUGCCAUAUUCCAGCCCCCGGGGAAGGCCCUCACUGGCCGCUCCGUGGGCCCCAGCUCCGCCUUGCCAGGUGACCCCUACAACCCUUCCACGGGCCCUGCUGACUUCGAGAUCAGCUCCUCCUCAUCCAGUGACUCCGGGGAAGGCACCUCGCUGGAUGCGGCUGCCAGGAGCACCAAGCCUGGUGGGCUGGGGACCUCUGCAGGGCCCCGGGAGGCAGGCCCAGGCUCUGGGGCAGGCCCAGUCCUGCAGUUCUUCACCCGUCUGAGGCGCCAUGCCAGUUUGGAUGGGGCCAGCCCCUACUUCAAGGUCAAAAAAUGGAAGCUGGAGCCCAGCCAGCGGGCAUCAAGUCUGGACACGAGAGGCUCCCCCAAGCGGCACCACUUCCAGCGACAGCGAGCAGCCAGCGAGAGCAUGGAGCAGGAGGAGGGGGACACCCCUCACAUGGACUUCAUCCAGUACAUUGCCAGCACAGGCGCUGCUAUGGCCUUCCCGCCCCCCUGCCCCUUUCUGGCCAGCCCCACCAGCCCGUCCCCCGCUCUCGGCAGGCUAGAGGUGGAGGAGGAGGAGGCAGGCGCCGCAGGAGGAGUGAACCCCGAGCCCCCCUGGGAGCGCAGCAUAGGUGGUGCGGGGCCUGACCAGCAGCAGGAAUCAGACAGUGAGCGGGAUGCAGGGCUGGAGCACACUCAGACCAUCUACCGAGACAUCUGGAGUCUCCGUGCCUCACUUGAGCUGCACGCGGCCACCGCCUCAGACCACAGCAGCAAUGACCGCGACUCGGUGCGCAGCGGCGACAGCUCUGGCUCAGGGGGCACAGCGCCCGCCUUCCCACCGCCCUCACCGCCUCCCACGCUGCGGCCCUCGGACGGUGAGGUGGGAGGGCCGCGCAAGCUGCUGCAGAUGGACAGUGGCUAUGCCAGCAUCGAGGGGCGCAGCACGGGUGACGAUGGGCCUCCCAGUGGGCCCGACAAGCACUCCUUUCCUGGUGUGGGCCAUACAACUACCGUGGGGGGCAGCUUUGAUGGGACGCCAGCAGAGGAGUUCACCUGGCCUCGCAGCCCGCGUGCCUGGCCCCGCCGCACACCACGACGGGACUACAGUGUGGAUGAGAAGACUGAUGCGCUCUUCCACGAGUUCCUGCGCCACGACCCACACUUCGACGACGCCCCGCCCAGCACUGCACGCCAUCGAGCUCGUGCGCACCCACACACCCACAUACGCAAGCAGUGGCAGCAGCGCGGCCGGCAGCACAGUGACCCAGGCGAGCGCACUGUGCCUUCUGCACCACCUGGACCCGAGCCCCGCCCCACACGCGCGCCUCUACGCCGUGGGGACAGCGUCGACUGCCCGACCGACAGCCGUGCAGGUGAAGACCCAGCCGGCCCUCCAGCGCCCACCAUCCCUGCCAUCGAAGAGGAGCCUGGCGGCGGGUGCCCAGGAUCAAGCCUGUGUGCCCAGCCCUCAGGGGCACUGCUGGACAAGCUGGCAACUGGCCUCGAGGACAGACUCUUAUUGCCACACCUCACCCAGCCCAUUGCCGCAGCCCCCACGCUGGCCACUGCCACCGCAGCACCCACGUCCCCGGACCACAGUCCAGCCUAAGCCCCUCGCCCCAUUCUCCAUUUCCUAUUGCGUGCACAAGGCCUCUACAGCCGGUCCUACCAGCGGCGCGAGGACCCAAUGCGUGUGCGCUGAGACCACGGGUUCUAAGGCACAAGCGUACUGCCCCUGGCUCCACGCUGCCGCAGUGCGCCUGUGCACAGCUCUCUCCAGUCCCUAAGCUGGGUUCCCGCGUCAUUCCAAGGCACAAGCAUCCUGGCUUAUCUGGAGGGAGCCAGGCGUAUUCUAAUCUUGUGCUCCUGAGGAACAUCCGUGCGUCCUUACCACAGUAUAGCCUCCGGAUGGUGGUAGGGCUUUUGUUGGAGGGGUAGGUCUUGCCUGCACCCAAGAGGGACAGUGCAGCUGGACUGUGUGAGGCGCAUGUGCAGAGCGCCCCUCCCAAGGUCAACUGAGCUUCUAGGCAUAUUUGGUGUGCAGGUGCAGAGUCCAUGCCAGGGUGCAUGCGUCCAGCCCGCUGGAACAUGGACUUCAGGUUGCUGAGGAUGGGUGAGGAGUGCACUGGCAUGGCUGCCAAUUCCCCAAAGCCGUUACCUCACUGGGGCGUGUGUUCCCUGAGUUCACUGCAGUCCAAGCCUCCUCCAAGCAAUAACCACACCCACCGCUGCUGCUGCCCCCAGCCCUGGAAGACUCCUCCCUCUGCCCUCUGGGGGUCUGCAACUGCCCUCCGCAUGUGAGUGGCCUGCCAGCCCCACAGCCACACAUCCAAAGAGCCCCAAGACUCACCAGUGUUUAAGACUUACACAAAACCCAAUCGGCCAAGAUUUCAAGUUUCCCAAGCUUUAUUUAUUGCCAAAAGAUGGGGCAGCUGAGCCACCCCGCCCCAUCCCUCAAAGCUUCCUGCAGUCUGUGUACCAUACAGUGAUGGAGUUUCUUGUUGUUUUAAUGGUUGAUUAUAAAUAUUUACUGCAUACUCUUGCUUGCUCUGGGUUUUCUCUGGGAAUCUAGGUUCAGAGGCCUUGGGGGAAAGGGCCAGGGUCCUGCAGUCACACUUGGCCCCAGCACUGCAGGAGCUGAGCCAAAGGGUGUGCUGAGCUUUGGAGAGCACAGAGGGCCAGUGUGGUCAAAGGCAGGCUCCCGGGGAGGCCCACAGGCUGCCGGCAAGACCUGGAGACGGAGGCCAGCCCAUGCACUCUAGGGUCCAUAGAGGGGCCCAGGUACAGACUCAAGAUAACCCACCUAAUGGCACGUCCUGCCACCCAACAAUUCCCAAACAUCCCUCACAACCACAACUCAAAUCGACCUGUUUUAUUUUUUCUUAAAAAAAAAAAAGAAAAAGAAAAGAA